Ylistrum balloti is the source of this 6350-nucleotide messenger RNA. RefSeq lists its product as uncharacterized. The transcript is spliced from 16 exons. The coding region runs from base 133 to 4134 and encodes 1333 amino acids. Lineage: Eukaryota; Metazoa; Mollusca; Bivalvia; Pectinida; Pectinidae. The record is from RefSeq and is a predicted model, not a curated record.
ACAUAUCUAUGUGUAUACAUUACAUUCAUAUAAUUAUUUUUUUUGUGAAGAAAAGAAAGACAGCAAGCGUAUUGGUUCUGUCUCGCCUGUUUUGUUAUCCCUUUGAUUCAGACCUAGUUGUCGAAGUUGAAGAUGAGGAAGAUACGACUGUCGGAUACCGACAUCGAAUUCUUCGAUUUGGAGGUCUCCCCAGCAGAGUUUAUGUUCUUUCAGAAGCAUAAGGAUGCUUUUAGAUGCAUGUGGAAGGAACAGGGAAAACCAUUCUGGACAAAGUUUACAAUAACCUUCCGCAGUUUUACAGUCAAACAUGGAGUCAUCAAACAGAUGUCGUGUGACACACCAAAGUUUGAAAACUUUUUGGACCAAGCUUUUAUUCACAUACAUGAACAGUUUGUAGAUGGAAAAGAAGCAAUGGCUCGGGGAUUUAUAGAUGAAUGUGCAAGACUUGCUCAAAAUCAUGAUAAAUUUCCCCAUCUUGACUCCAAAUCAUUCACCAAAGACCCAUUCUAUUCGAGAGAUACAAGAGACCUAUUCAGACGUUUUUUUGGUAACCCUGACCAGAAGAAUUCAUAUGUCAAGGUAUAUGUUCUCAGCCCUAUAUAUCUACGAUUUGGAGGGUCGGUUUGUCGCUGUUUAAAAAAAUGGAUGAAUGCUCCAUCACAGGAUUGUGAGGAUGAAUCUUAUUGGAUUCCACCCUCUACUCAACGUCAAAUAGCGGAUGAAUGUACAACAAAAGCACCAGUUCUCAUGUGUACAAACUGUCUGGAUGACUGUGGCACACGCUACUUUAAGGAGCGUAUAUGUGGCCAGAAAGAUGGACCUAAAUUUCUUGAUUACUGGAAGUUGGGUGACCCUCGUUUCAAUGAUCCUGAUAAUCCCUUAUACAAUAAGAAAGCCGAUCGUGAUAGUGAUUGGCGGGAUCGGCUUUCUCCCGAGGACUUUAGGGACUUUGUUCAUUUUGCAAAAUUUAAAUAUGGGACUGAUGAAGAAAGGUGCAGAGACUGUUCGUCUCUGGUAGAUAAAGAUGAUGGAUAUGUAACGAAUGUCAACCAAAAACGAGAUAAUGACAAAAAGAAGAAAAAGAAAAGGAAGAAAAAAGAUAAACAAGAGAUAGCAAAAGAAAAGCGUAAGGACGAAGUGGAAGUGGAGGUCCAGAGGAUUAUUGAUCACAUAACAGGAAAAAAUCCCCAACAGGACAUGCCACCAGUCCUGAGAGUGCGAACAGACACUACUAUAGUUCAAGCAGACUCCGACAAUAAAUCAGAUACUAAUUCUGGAAGUCCAGGAGCUACCUUCCACAACAUUGCAGAGAAAAAGGACAAACUGUUUGGUUUCGAUGCCAAAUGCUCUGAUGACGUCAAACCUGGGAUCCUUGGAAAUGACAACUUUUCUGAAGGAAAUCAGGAAGGUGGAUUUAGGGUGUUCAAACUUGAGGAUGAAAGGUCUGGUGCCAAGGAAAUUACAAUCUCAGUUAAUGCAGGUGAUUAUGGUUAUAAGAAGGAUGCAAAUAAAGCUGAAGGACAGGAAAAUCAGAGCGCCACCAAUAGGCUUUCUGUGGAACUGAUUAAAAGCAGGAUAGAAAACCUACCAGACAAGAUGGAAUGGUGGGAAGGGGUUGGCUGGUGUGCUUGUGUCAUCAACUAUGAGAUUGAAGAGAAAGAUGUCAGUCCCAACAAUUACACCAACUUCACCAUCAAGGUUAAUGGCAAGAAUGAAAUGGCCAUGCAACGAGUCAUGUUUAAAUUGCUUACCUAUGUUAGUAAAAGGAAAAAGCGACCUAGUCCUGGCUGGACCAUGGAUGACAAUGACGUGGUAGCUAGCAUAAAUCCUGAAGAGAUCCCAAGGGAGGAUGGCAUUAUCAUUACCCUGCAGCACGGCUUCAGAUUUGAGGAAAGACUCACCAAAGAGGAACGCAAAACUAUGAGUAGGGGGCGAUCAAGUGUUUUCCGGAAUGACAAAAAAGCAGAAGGACCAAUGUGUGUCUAUGUACAGCCACAGGGCAUGAAGGAUAAGGAACAGGUUUUAAUGGCUCUUGAUGUUGCUGUUGCUAAGGGUGAUCAAGGGCAGAUGAAUUUCAAAAAGUUGCUGACAAGAAUUAGUGGACAUUGCAUUGAUGAUAAAGUUGGAUAUGGUACCCCUAAUUAUCCCCAGACAACCAAGUCUAAAGAUCCAUCUUUUUGUGAUUUACCUGACCCGUAUGAUUUGGAGAUCAAUAAGACACCAAUGUGGGAUCAGAUACUUCUGAGCCCCAGGACUUUCGAACUUUUGUUUAUGGUUAACAAGGACAGAGAACAUGAACUGAAAGAACUUGGGUUGAGAAGGGUUGACCCCGAGAAUGUCCCUGGCAAGGGUAGAGACAAGCAGCCUCCAUUACAGUCAUUCAGUAGAACACGUAGGAAAGAUGUAUUUGAUUGUAUAUGUAUAGAUAAGGUCAGAUUCAGCAAACCCAUCUCAUGUAACUGCACCAUGUGUAGGAAAAUGUCCAGUGAAAGCAAACACAAGACAUCACCAAAGCCUACUCCCUCCCAGGACAAAUCCAGUGUGACAAAGACCACACCCACUCCCUUCAAGGACACACCCUCUGAGACAAAGACCACACCCGCUCCCUGCAAGGACACACCAACUGAGACAAGGUCAACACCUACUCCCUACAAGGACACACCCAUUGAGGUAACAACAGCAGCAACUCCCUCCAAGGACAUACCCUCUGAGACAAAGUCCACACCCACUCCCUCCAAGGACACACCCACUAUGGAGAAGAAAACACAAACUCCACCAAAGGAUACACCCACUGAAACAAUGUCCACACCCACUUCCUCUACAGACACAAUCUCUUCAAUAAAGACCACAAAUACACUCUCUAAGGACACACCUAUUGGGACAAAGACCUCAACAUCUCCCUCCAAGGACACACCCACUAUGACAAAGGCCACACCUGCUAAAGAAACAACUGCUUCUGCCAAGAAAUCCCAGACAUCUAAAGUGAUCAGUGACAUUGAAAUCACUGAGAUUGUGCAUGACAAGGAUGUUCGUCCUGACCCAGUCACCACAGAAGAACUGGAGUAUGGCUUUGAGCUUAUGGAACAACAACUUAAGGAAGCCAGAAAGGAAAAGAUGAAUGAGGAAGCAAAGAAAAAGGAAAGGGCAAGGAAGAGGGAAGAAGAAAUAAAAAAAGAACCAAAGAAAUCUUCUCUUGGUAAGAGGCUUUCUGAUUCUGCUGUUCCUCCGAAGCCUGCAACACCUAAAAUGCCCCCUUUCUCACCUAUGCCUACAAGUUUAGAAUAUCCACUGGAGCAAAUAUUGAAAGGUAGAAUGGAGGGAGUGUUCAAGUUCACAGCAGUACAGAAUCAGAGCAAUGGGACUGCAACAAGUUCACCUCUUAAGUUCACUGUAGAGAAUGUCACACCCCAGAAUUCAGGUGACCCACUCAAUGAUAAUGAAAAUGGUAAAAAAAAGGAAGGCACUCCAACUAUGUCAGAGGAAGAAAAGAUAAAAGAAAAGAUUGCAGAAGUGCAAAGAUUGGAGAGAGUUGAAGAGAAAAAUGCAGAAGAGAAAAGAAGGGAGAGAGCUGAAGAGAAAAUUGCAGAAGUGAGAAGAAGGGAGAGAGCUGAAGAAAGUAAAAAACCACAGAAAGUGGCUGAGAUAAAACGUCAAGAGAAGCUUGCAGAAAUCAGAAAACACGAGAGAAGGCAUGCUGAGUUCUUAAGGAUAGGUAAGCAUGACAGGCAGGAGAUUAAUGAUGCUUUAUGUAACUUCAAGUUUAAACCAAAGGAAGAAUUUCCAGGAGAUGUCAAUGGGACAACUUCAACAGACACACUCAUAAGGGAAGCAUUGAUUGAUGUCGUUAAUGCAGGACUCCGAGGUGAUGAGGAGGAAUCUUCAACAAAAUUGAAGAAGGUGUUCCAUGACUGUAUACAAAGUCAGGUGGCUGCUGAGCAUGCCAAGCUCACGAAGAAGCUCAGAAAGUGCACCAACUGUCAGAAGGUGGAGCCUAGUCCCAAAACCUACAAAAAAUGUCUCAAGUGUAAAGAAAUGAAAGUGAAGAAUGCCAGAUACUACUGUGGCAAGGAGUGCCAAGCCAAUGACUGGACUCAGAAGCACAAGAAGGAACACAAAGAGAACCGGCUUGAUUGAGUAGGGGUACAUCCUGUGAGGGACUCGAAGUUGGAGCACUAGGGAAAUUGGCUUGAUGGAGCAACGGUACUGCCUAACAAUGACCAAUAGAAUUCCUAAGAAAGUGUUUAAAAGACAAAGCUGUCCAUAGCAUGUAAUGGGAUACGUCCUGUAUUGUGGAGUCACAGUGGUCAGUGUUGUAUUUGUUAGCUGUGUAUAUGGUAUUGUUGAAUUUAGUGAAUGAACACAUUGAUGUUGUCCCUGUACUAAAAUAUAUCAUUCUGUACAAAGGUUUAUAUAGGUAAGAAUGUGGUAAGCUGUGAGCAAAGACCAUUAUGUCCAGUUUCAUUUUUUGGGGAAUGCAUAAUCCAUGGUCAGUUUCAUCUCAGUAAGUAGAAUCCAGUAUGAUGCGUUUCAUUUCUUAUGCUUUGGCCAUUUUCAUCUCUGAAGGCAGGCACAGAUCACUUUAGCCAGUUUUAUCUUUCUGGGAAGGCAGAGUUCACCAUGGCCAGUUUUAUCCCAUUCAAAGCUUUUUUAUCUUAAUUUAUUAAACAGCAGAGAAGCUAGUUAAGAUAAUGAUAUGAAUUAUUCAUAUGUGGUAUUAAACUAUACUUUAUCAAUGGCUGUUUCUCAAGGCAGAGUCACUGAAUUGUCCCUUUAGUUUAUUUUUUUAGAUCAAUAGAGAAAAAAUUUUGCUUAUGAAUUGAACUGUGCAUUACUGACUAUUUUGUUAAUGUCCGUUGAAAACAUAUGUUCUCGACCACUAUGUAUGCAAUGAUGAUUUCUAGGAGUAAAAUCUACAGUUUUAUCAGUGUUAUCUGUGUGGGUCAUGUUUCUUUGGUCAGCUGACCUUUCUUGGUCCUGUGCUUUUAACACUAAUUGCUGUGAAACUUUUGCAAUGGGUCUCUCAUACACUGUUUAGUGAGAUAGUCAACAGAUAAUGUCAAGAAGAUUCUGCACAAAAUGACCCAGGCAGUUCACACUGUGUUGACCAAGGAUACAAGUAAUGUUAUAAGUAAACUACUAAGAAAUCAACAUGGAUAGGUUCUUAGAAAAUAAAUCUUUGCUAGUGAAUGGAUAUUGGAAUUGCCUUACCUGAUAGAUAUCGUCAUAUCAGCACAGUCAUUUCAAUAAAAGACAGAGAUUAGAAUUUGAGAAAACUAAUUAACAUAAGAAAUUGUGAAAACAUUGUACAUGUGUAUUUUGUAAAUACUGAUCAAGCUAUGAAGUAGUAAACCCUAGAUAUACCCCACACCAUCCCUGACUGUAAAUCAUUCAGUAAAUUGUCUCCCCCUGACUGAUACAGGUAUACUUGGGAAAUAUUACUGUAUUGCUGUACACUUGUUACACUGUAGAUGGUUCUUCAUAUGCUUUGAAGGUAAAUUCCUUUUUUUUUUUUUUUUUACAUAUUUUUGUUGUUAUUGGGAAUGUUAGAUAUACUUUGAGUGUUUAAUUUUUGUUUAAACAUGUUUUAUUGUUUAAAGUUUACAAAUAAUAUACUGAAGAAGGCAUUCUAUAGAGUAGUUACCUGUUGUCAUUUGGUGUACCAUAGUUGUCCUCAAAUUAGCCCCUACCUGCAGUUGACAAGGUUUCGCAUGUUUUUCUGUAUAACUUGAUAAUAGGUAUCAGUGUUUGGAAGAGGAAUAUUAGAACAAGAAGAUGUAUUUGAUUUGUCAAUACUCUAUGGAUUUUGUUGAUUACCCCAGCAACGGAGAGGUCAGUACGCACUGGUAACUUUGACAUUUUUAGAUGUUUUAGGGAUAUCGUAUUCCUGCAUGUAACAUUUUGUAUUAUGUUUUUGGUACUGAUAUAAACAACUAUUUUUAUAUACCUACAAAUUGUUGAUACAUGUGUGUAUACAACAAAAGAAAAACUCGUGUACAGUAUUACACAUAUGGCAAUGUUCAGUUUACAAUAUGAUAUUCACAAUUUUAUGUUUCAGUAAUUUUGAGGUAUGUUUUUUCAAUUAUGUGAUUGAAUUUGAUACAAUGCAAAUCCCUACGCUCUAUAAUUAAAAAUGGAGUGUUUUGCCUGAGAGAUUUAGAAUUUAACAGAUGUUAAAAUACAAACUUUUGAACAUUCACUGAUUGGCCUAAAUAUCAAGAAUUUAAUAGAUGUUUGUUGAUGUUGAAAUAAAUAAACAAUGCAGAUUGUUUUCAGUUUUGAUCAUGCUUUUGAUUAAUGAAAUAUUGCUUAUAAUACAAAAUCACAGAAAAAAAAGAAAAUUUUAAAAAACA